AUGCACGCUUUGAAUUCUUUUGAACAUGUGUUUUGGCGGGUACUCAAUCAGCUGAGCUGUUCUACGGUGUUCAGCGCCAUGUUUGACAAUGAGAUGGAAGAAAGUCUGAGUGGCACCAUCAAGACAGUCGAUGUGUCCUACGGCACCCUUCGUGCUUUUGUCAACUACCUCUACACAGCAGAGGUGGUAUGCCUUGACCAGCAAUUGGCCUGUGAUCUACUAGUAAUGGCUGACAAAUACCAGGCGCAGCAUCUCAAAGACUUGUGCCAGAAGUUCUUGGUGUCCAACCUCAACUGGAACAAUUCACUUUCAACCUACACCUUCGUGCAUCAGCAUAACGCCAAGCAGAUCAUCAACCUAGCCUUGACGUUGAUCACAGACAACAUGGACAAGCUUACUACCGGGGAGGAGUACGCUGAGCUGAAGGAGAAAGAUCCACGACUCAUAUUCGAAACCUAUGAAAAGUGCCACGAGGACCUCAAGAAGUGCCACGAGGACCUCAAGGCCAAGGUCGCUUUUCUCACGACGUCCCAGCCAGAUUCCUUCUCCGACGUCGUUCUGUUUGCCCCCGACGGUGGGUAUGCCCAGGCGGCUGUACCCGUUCCGGCCCAUAAGGCCGUUUUGGUGAGCCGUUCUCCGGUGUUCAAUGCCAUGCUUGAGAAUGAGAUGGAAGAAAGCUUGAGUGGCACCAUCAAGAUCCGCGAUGUGUCCUACGGCACCCUUCGUGCCUUUGUCAACUACCUCUACACAGCUGAGGUGGUAUGCCUUGACCAGCAAUUGGCCUGUGACCUCCUUGUAAUGGCUGAAAAAUACCAGGUGCACCAUCUCAAAGAUUUGUGCCAGAAGUUCUUGGUGGCCAACCUCAACUGGGAGAAUUCUUUUUCGACCUACACCUUCGUGCACCAGCAUAACGCCAAGAAGGUCAUCGACGCAGCCUUGACGUUGAUCAUAGACAACAUGGACAAGCUUACUGCCCGGGAGGAGUACAAUGAGCUGAAGGAGAAAGAUCCACAACUUUUAUUCGAAAUCUAUGAAGCUUAUCUCUCCAAACAGGUUAAUAAAGCAGCAGCACAGAAGGGUUCUUCGGCUUCGUAUCCUCCCAAAUAUAAUUGGGGAGGAAUGUACAUUGAAGAGGUUCCGGAUUGACUGAAUCAGCUUAUCUCUCCCUAAACUGCAUACGAUGUGUGCAAUUUUUCAGUUUUCGAAAUCCAUGAAGCUUCUCUCUCAAUACAGGCUGCAGCAGAGCACAAGGGUUCUGCUUCUGCGGAGUUUAAGGUUAGCAGCAGUCGAGGUUCAUUCCUCAGUUACUUGUGUAUAUCCACAGCCCAUAAGAUAUUAUCGGUUGCGUGAGGAAUAAAGUGCAGUUUGAUGCAUUUCAAGUGAUCUUCACAACGUUGUACGAUGAAACCAAACCCUCAUUUUCAAUAACUACUUCA
Prunus mume (Japanese apricot) is the source of this 1436-nucleotide messenger RNA. Lineage: Eukaryota; Viridiplantae; Streptophyta; Magnoliopsida; Rosales; Rosaceae. The record is from RefSeq and is a predicted model, not a curated record.